UAGGCCAUGUUCCGAUAUACACUGCCAGCACUGAAAAUCUAUAAUACACGUAACGUGAAUUAUGGAUCUUUAGUUCUAACAAUAUAUCGGAAAACAUUAGUGUGUCUUUUGUCAUUCGAGUAAUAACUUGCACAUUGCAGAUUCUAUCGCAAAAUGAAGUUUAGCUGCGUAAUAUUCAUUUGUUCUUUGUUCAUAACAUCGGCCAUGACAAUGAUACAAUUCACUCGAGGUACUUUCGAAUCUUGCGAUCCAGACCAAUGGAUUUUGACAAAUACAAUUUUCGAAUGGAAAAACAACAUGAAAAUAAUUUCAUGUAAUGUUACUUACAAAGAGCCAAACAAUAGCCACACAAUCUACAGAAUACAUAUUAUAAUGGGUUGUGAGGAUACAAAUUCUAAUUGUACUAAAGAACCGAUUAUGUGGAUUGAUAAUAUCGACUGUAAUUCCCAGAAUCUCUCGCAAUCGGAUAUGGACGUUUGUGAAAUUGGAAAUGAACUGGGAACGUGGGAAAAACAGAAAGAAUUAUUACAAUACCGAUAUGGGAAAUUUAUUGGAGACUUGCUCUCUCAAAUGUUUUGUAUAAAUAUUAUUAAGGUUGAUUCAGAAUUUGAAUAUUUUUAAGAUUGUCUUUUCAAACAUGUAAAUAUCUUGCCAUGUAAGAAUUAACAUUAGAAAGUGUUUCUUCUCAUAUUCAGCUAUUGAUUGAUUGAUGACAUUAAUUGCUAUUGUAUAGGUUUGAUAAGACUAAAUUAAAUAAGACUAAAUUAAAACAUAAAUAAUCGAAUACGUAGAUUAAUAUUGAAUGUAAUCAGAAUUUAACGUUAUUAUAAAAUAUAUGCUUUUAUUUAAGCUCAAUUAUUUGACUGUUAUUGAAAAAAUUCAAUAAAGAGA
Molecule: messenger RNA, 891 nt
Organism: Atta colombica
Lineage: Eukaryota; Metazoa; Arthropoda; Insecta; Hymenoptera; Formicidae
Exons: 5
Coding region: 154-621 (155 amino acids)
Source: RefSeq, a predicted model, not a curated record